AUGAGCUGGCGGGCUGAGGCGUGGGGGCUGGAGGUUUGGGGUGGGGUGGUGGUGGAGUCGUCGGGGCGCCCCUGUAGUCGGCUCAGGAGAGGGAGGAGGACACUGAGCCCCCCCACUUGGCUCCUGGGCGUUUGUGGACCGAGCACUGGCACCGGAGUGCUCAUGGCAGCCCUGGUAGCCGUCACCAUGUCUACCUACUUUCCCCACGCAGGAAGCGCAGGCAAGAUAAUUAGUAUAUUCGGUGUGUUGACAGAGAUGGGAGUGCAGUUUGAGGCUCCAUCCCUGCUGAUUGGCGAUGAUGAGGCGGGCUAUGACCUGGGUCUGUUUUGUAUACCUAAUCAUUAUGUGGCGGAUUUGGAAAGUGUGUUUAUUCCUCAUGGACUAAUUAUGGACAGGACUGAACGGCUGGCUCGGGAUGUGAUGAAGGAGAUGGGAGGCCAUCACAUUGUAGCCCUCUGUGUGCUCAAGGGUGGCUAUAAAUUCUUUGCAGACCUGCUGGAUUACAUCAAAGCACUGAACAGAAAUAGUGAUAAGUCCAUUCCCAUGACUGUAGAUUUUAUCAGACUGAAGAGCUACUGUAAUGACCAGUCCACGGGGGACAUCAAAGUUAUUGGUGGAGAUGAUCUCUCAACUUUAACUGGAAAGAACGUUCUCAUUGUUGAGGAUAUAAUUGACACUGGCAAAACCAUGCAGACCCUGCUUUCCUUGGUCAAGCAGUAUAAUCCAAAGAUGGUCAAGGUUGCCAGCUUGCUGGUGAAAAGAACUCCUCGAAGCGUUGGCUACAGACCAGACUUUGUUGGCUUUGAGAUUCCAGACAAGUUCGUUGUAGGAUAUGCCCUUGACUAUAAUGAAUACUUCAGGGAUUUGAAUCACAUCUGUGUCAUCAGUGAAACUGGAAAAGCCAAAUACAAAGCCUGA
Molecule: messenger RNA, 918 nt
Organism: Elephantulus edwardii (Cape elephant shrew)
Lineage: Eukaryota; Metazoa; Chordata; Mammalia; Macroscelidea; Macroscelididae
Gene: HPRT1
Product: hypoxanthine phosphoribosyltransferase 1
Exons: 10
Coding region: 1-918 (305 amino acids)
Biological process (GO): IMP salvage; guanine salvage; hypoxanthine metabolic process
Molecular function (GO): hypoxanthine phosphoribosyltransferase activity; magnesium ion binding
Source: RefSeq, a predicted model, not a curated record